Messenger RNA from Microthlaspi erraticum, 231 nucleotides. Lineage: Eukaryota; Viridiplantae; Streptophyta; Magnoliopsida; Brassicales; Brassicaceae. The record is from the annotation of a GenBank genome assembly.
AUGAGAAGACAUGUUAUCGCCAUCAAGCUUCUCCUUCUCAUCUGCCUCUUUCUCGGUAGAAUCAUGCCUCGGGAAUGCCAACAAGUCCAUUUCAAGUUUGGACAUGCAAAGAUCAGCACAAAACCGAAUCACAAAAGUAUAAUACCAAUUUCGGUGGAAGAGACAAGGUGGCAUAAGCACCCAUCCGGACCUAACCCAUCAGGAAAUCGCCACCCACCGGCUAAACCCUAA